Molecule: messenger RNA, 1055 nt
Organism: Daphnia carinata
Lineage: Eukaryota; Metazoa; Arthropoda; Branchiopoda; Diplostraca; Daphniidae
Exons: 3
Coding region: 391-1020 (209 amino acids)
Source: RefSeq, a predicted model, not a curated record
CAAGUUCAUUAUUGUCAUUUGGAAUAAGUGUUCUCCGGGCUAUUCCGCAUUUUCGACUGAAUUGCGUUAGAUUUAUCUUUUUAUUGUGAUACAAAUGCUUCGUGUUGUUCAAAAGUAGUAGUUUAAUUUAUCGUGUGGAAAUGAAGCUUUGGCAUCAUUGUUUGAUGGGGGAAUUAACAGAAAGUUUGAUCGCUCUAACGUCUCAGGGUCAACGUUUAUGCAAGAAAUUGAUAAUGUAAACAGAUCGAUGCGACUUAGCCAUAUUACCGGUCAAAUUUAGAAGAAAUCAUGAAGUAAUGUUGGAUCAUCAUUGACAUAUCUAUUGAAACCUGUAAAAUGAGAUUUACUCAUCACCUCUCCAUUUACCUUCAAGCAACAGAUCACUGAAAUAUGCCUGAAGUGGAGAGAGGCUCAGAUUCAAACGAUGAGAUGAAACUGUUGGAAAGCUUUUCUCUAGUACCUCUAGCUUUGCUGGAAUAUAGGUCUAACUAUACCGAAACUGAUGCAACAAGUAAUGAUGAUGGCUGUUCAUCUAUAUGUCGUUGCUUGGUACCAGAAAUGUGCAGCCAUUUGCACCAAUCCCCUGGAAAAAUUUGGCCUGUUGCAACAAAUGAAAAACUGGUUUCUUGUCUUCAUCAAAUACCAACUAAUAAUCCAUCAGUUGUGCAGACUAUGGAUGUAACUAUGGAAUUGGAAAAGAAUGUCUCUUCAAUGGUUUCUACAACAUUAUUAAACACAGAUAAAACACCACCACAAGGUGGGAAACCAAGUAAAUGCAAACUUUGUCCAAGAGUAUUAUAUUUUAAUACAUACACCCACACUAGGAGUAAAACAAAAUCUGACAUUAUUCCUGUAAUAGAGCCUACUGAUUGUUGCAUUCAUUGUAGACAAGAAUUGAGUAUGAAAAGCAUGAAAUCUGCUGUUUUUUGUCUAAAAACUGGGAAUGUUUUGAUUACCUGUUGUUACUGUUCUGCCAUUAUGAGUAUAAAAGGCGCUCUUAAACUUCCUAAACAUAUAUAAUAUAUGUGGCGACCUUUGUUUUUUUUUUUAUUAUU